Molecule: messenger RNA, 1560 nt
Organism: Aphanomyces invadans
Lineage: Eukaryota; Oomycota; Saprolegniomycetes; Saprolegniales; Verrucalvaceae
Exons: 4
Coding region: 38-1531 (497 amino acids)
Biological process (GO): L-serine catabolic process; tetrahydrofolate interconversion; folic acid metabolic process
Cellular component (GO): cytoplasm
Molecular function (GO): pyridoxal phosphate binding; cobalt ion binding; zinc ion binding
Source: RefSeq, a predicted model, not a curated record
UCGAAAUGGCGUUUUGAAGCAUUUGGAGAACGCCACGAUGCUCGCCACUGCUUCCAAGACUCUGUUCACGUCGGCCAAGGGCCAGAUCCGCCGCUCGACCACUGCCAGCUUGCAGUGGGCCAAGGACUUGAACAAGCCGCUCAAGGAAUCGGAUCCGGAAUUGUUCGACAUCAUUGAACGCGAGAAGCAACGCCAACGCAAGUGCUUGAGCUUGAUCGCGUCGGAAAACUUUACGUCCCGCGCGGUGUACGAUGCGUUGGGGUCGGUCAUGUCCAACAAGUACUCGGAGGGGUAUCCUGGUCAGCGCUACUACGGCGGCAACAAGAUCAUCGACCAAGCUGAAUUGUUGUGCCAAAAGCGUGCGUUGGAAGCUUUUAACUUGGACCCGGAAGUGUGGGGCGUGAAUGUACAGAGUUUGUCGGGGUCCCCUGCCAACUUUCAAGUGUACACGGCGUUGUUGCAGCCCCACGACCGCAUCAUGUCGUUGGACUUGCCCCACGGCGGCCACUUGUCGCACGGUUUCCAAACUGGCGCCAAGAAGAUCUCGGCUACCUCCAUCUUCUUUGAAUCGAUGCCGUACCGUCUCGACCCUGACACCGACUUGAUUGACUACGACUCGUUGGCCAAGAACGCCGAAUUGUUCCGCCCCAAGCUCAUCGUGGCUGGGACCAGCGCGUACUCGCGCCACAUCGACUAUGCCCGCAUGAAGGAAAUCGCCGUUGCCAACAACGCGAUUUUGUUGGCCGACAUGGCGCACAUCAGUGGUCUUGUGGCCGCCGGUGUCGUACCUUCGCCUUUCGAGUACGCCGAUGUCGUGACCACGACGACUCACAAGUCCCUCCGUGGCCCUCGUGGUGCCAUGAUCUUCUACCGCAAGGGCACCCAGAGCGUCGACAAGAAGGGCAAAGAAAUCAAGUACGACUUGCAAGGCCGCAUCGACUUCACUGUGUUCCCUGGUCUCCAAGGCGGUCCCCACAACCACACGAUCUCCGCGCUGGCAACCGCGCUGAAGCAAGCCAACACUCCCGAAUUCGUGGCGUACCAAAAGCAAGUGUUGGCGAACUCGAAGGCGCUGGCCCAGCGCUUGCUUGACAUCGGGUACAAGCUCGUGUCGAACGGCACGGACAACCACUUGAGCUUGGUCAACUUGAAGAGCUCCAAGGGCAUUGAUGGUGCCCGUGUCGAAUUUCUCUUGGAAGAAGUCAACAUUGUGAUCAACAAGAACACUGUGCCAGGCGACAAGUCCGCGUUGGUCCCUGGCGGCAUGCGCCUCGGUGCCCCUGCCUUGACUUCGCGUGGCUUGACCGAAGAAGACUUUGUGACUGUCGCCAACCUCAUCAACGAAGGUGUGGACUUGUCCGUGUCCAUCAACAAGGCCGUUGAAGGCAAGAAGUUGCAAGACUUCAAGAACUACGUCAAGAACGGCGGCCACAAGGCCGAAAUCCAAGCGCUGGAAGAAAAGGUCGCGACCUUCAUGCGCUCGUUCCCGACUGUCGGGUUCGAGGAAACCUCCAUGGUGUACAAGGAUUAAGUCGUAUCAUAAUGAAACGUUUUGCAGAA